Messenger RNA from Knipowitschia caucasica, 375 nucleotides. Lineage: Eukaryota; Metazoa; Chordata; Actinopteri; Gobiiformes; Gobiidae. The record is from the annotation of a GenBank genome assembly.
AUGGCCGUGGGUGUUGGGUUCUUGAAGCCAUCCAGGAUCCGACGGGCGCUUCUCUUCAUGGACAACAUCUACGUCUUUACACUCAGAAAAACAACGCCCACUGUUGACCUCGAGCCACAUGCGUGGGAACACCACAAACGGCCGCCGCACGAGGAGACUGCGAACAUACGACGUGCAUUCAUUAUCGUUGGCGCACAGACAGAAGCAGAACAAAAGACACUCGAGAGUCGGGAAAAAAAGGAUCUCUGCUGCAACCAGAGCUCCGGGCGCACAAAGCGUCAGUGUGCUGGUGCGCCGUCCUUUUGUCUCCGCUCGGCCACAGCGGAUGAAGUGAUGAGGGGGUUUGUGAAGAAGGAGCUGGACACCACGACAUGA